UCGGUAUCUUUGAUCUUCGCUGUUCUAAAGCGCGACUGUUUGUUACUUUGAAGUCGCGGCGAUCGUCACAGCAUAAAGAACUUUUCCUCUCUCGCGCGAGUCUCAAACGCUCUUCUGAGCGCGGAAAACAGCGACGACAACAACCAGAAGUGCAUUAAUAAAGUUGGUUCGAAUAUGCCGCAGCUGAACGGUGGAGGGGGAGAUGAUCUCGGGGCGAAUGAUGAGAUGAUCCCGUUUAAAGAUGAAGAAGAUCACGAGAAGAUCCGCGAGAGCGCGUUUACGGAGAGCGACCUGGCUGAUCUCAAAUCAUCUCUGGUCAAUGAAUCCGAGAUCAGCCAGAACUCAAACUCUGCCGUGAUCAGAAGAGGACAGCAGGAAGAUCAGAGAAUCUACACUGAUAAACGAGAACAUCUGGACGUGCCCAGACAUCAAGAUGGUGGAAUGUAUAAAGCGCCGUAUUCUGGAUACCCGUUCCUGAUGCUGCCCGAGCCGUAUCUACCGAACGGGCCCGUCUCCCCAUCUGUAAGUUCCUGA
Molecule: messenger RNA, 534 nt
Organism: Sinocyclocheilus grahami
Lineage: Eukaryota; Metazoa; Chordata; Actinopteri; Cypriniformes; Cyprinidae
Product: transcription factor 7-like 2
Exons: 3
Coding region: 175-534 (119 amino acids)
Biological process (GO): regulation of transcription by RNA polymerase II; canonical Wnt signaling pathway
Cellular component (GO): chromatin; beta-catenin-TCF complex
Molecular function (GO): DNA-binding transcription factor activity, RNA polymerase II-specific; RNA polymerase II cis-regulatory region sequence-specific DNA binding
Source: RefSeq, a predicted model, not a curated record